This is a messenger RNA of Cooperia oncophora, 369 nucleotides long. Lineage: Eukaryota; Metazoa; Nematoda; Chromadorea; Rhabditida; Trichostrongylidae. The record is from the annotation of a GenBank genome assembly.
AUGUCUAUUUGCUUGUUUCCUACAACACCAAUGCUGCCUCGUCUACUGGACGACGUCUUCGCAGAAAUCAGCGACAUUGACCGAGCCCUACGUCGUCAUUCAAGAAAAGAAUCAAUUGCAGUGGGCCAGUUAGACAAAGUGGAUCCUCGCGGCCGAGUUGAGGGGAAACAGGAGACCAAGGAAGAGCACGGCUACGCUAUGAGAUCGUUCGUUCGUCAGUGGACCCUCCCGGAGGAUGUCAACGUGGAUGAGCUUCGAUCCACUAUUACUGAAGAAGGUCAUCUGUCCAUCGAAGCACCAAAGCUGAAGGUGAAGCCAGCACUCAAUGCCAAGAACAUUCCGAUUCAGAAGGCUGUUAAAGACCAAUAA